UUAAAGAAGCUUUCAUCGCGAAAUACUCUGUAGAGUUCCUCGUUACUUACAGUGUGUUUUCCCGUAGCCCAGCCCGGCCCGUGGCCCGUUGGGCUGGCCCGGCCCGUGGCGAACACUGGUCAGCGGCUGUCGGCGGGAGGUAACCGAUCGGCAAACCCGCGGUGGAGAGGUCCCGGCGCCGGCCACGAGCCUAGAGCUCGUGUUGAAGCUGCAGGACCAGCCGAAGGUGACCGAACUGCAGGCGCCGACCGCUGAGACGGACACCGAUCUCCGACUGGUCGCGGACACCUGUCAUGCUCUAGAGAAGGCCAACCUCCGUGGCUUCAAGCUGAGAGUCUCUGCUCUGCGUCGGCUGGCGCGUGCCAACGCUUCCAGUCUGCGUGAGCUGACGCUGCCGGCCGGCAUCAGCGACUGGCAGCUGGAGGCGCUGCUGGAGCCGCUGAAGGCUCUGGAGCGGCUCGAUGUGAGCCCACCCGUGGACAGCUCCGGCAAGUGGUUUCGGCUGCUGCCCAAGUCGCUGAGGAGACUGGACAUUACUGGAUCGGGUAUGACCGAGGCACCAUUAAAGGUGCCGCGAUGGCCGACGUCUGAACUGGAUGUCAGUAUCAAACAAGGCACGGACACACUUCUGGACCAGGUGGCUGUUCUAGCGACCCGCACAGUCACAGGGCUGGCCAUAUGGGCGUCACCGUCUGUGACACCGGAAGCAACGGGACGCCUCCUGGUUGCUCUCAACAAUUUGGAGGACGUCCCUCUUAAUGGAGCAAACGCCAUUUCCGAAACUACGCUAGCCGCCCUCCACGGCUGCUCCCAGCUGGAUACACUGGAGCUGAAAGACACCCGGCCCCUCACGGACAUCCCUGCCCUGACCCAGUCAGAGGUGGCAGCGGUCAGCAGGAUGGCAGUGACCUGCAGGAAACUGAAGACACUGUUCCUAACCUCCUCACUCGAAAACUGCAAGGGCGUCCUGACCGCUCUGCACGAGACAGACCUGGGAUGUGACGGUGGCCAGUCCCGUAUCAUCAGGUUCGCCGUCCCCGAGUCUGUAUACGACAAUCUUACCAAGCCUCCCAACGGCAGCAAAAUCAGCUUGAGUUACUUCACGUAGACGACUAGCUUCCCGGUGCCUCGUCCGCUCCGGUGCCGGCGACAGUGUCGGAACUCGACAACAGAUGGCAGCACCGUAUCCCGUCGGUAGCGCUGUUCUGUACACAAUGCACGUCUACUAGACCUUCAUAUCCAGAAGUGCUUUGAGUCGCCCUGUCCCAUCGGCUCAGGUCCGUGGGUACUUUACCGCUGUACCAGGCUGGUUUGGGUUGAGUGGCCACCUAAAUGCUUGAUCAUUUGAGCACAGAUUGCUACGUUUGUUGACACUGCUUUGAUAGACAGUAGGUAUAUUCAGUAUCCGAUAUGUAUCACGCUCUGGGCCACUGUCCAGCCGUCGGUAAACCGUUGUCACCGUGCCGGAGGUACCGCCGUGGUGACGUCACGUGUGUUGUGACGUGACGCCACGCUGGCUCACACCGCUGUGCUGUUGUGUUGUAGUUUCAGUUUAGACCAGAGUCGUUGGAGCUAUCUGUGAGGGUGGCCGGUCCGGGCGAUAUCGGACCUCGCCCGUCACUGUGUCGGACCGUCGGUGGUCCGGUCGGCUGUGGUUGGUUUGGACCGGAUAUGCCCGGUUCGAUGUCGUUCAUGGGAUAUCACGGGCUGAUGGCGAUUGAAAUACACAGUGGUUGAGACGUUCAAUACACAAAUUUUACUGAAUUUCAAAGCGCUGCUAUGCAGUGCCGUUAUUUCGUGACGGUAACCCGUCAAAGGGACUGUAAGGCUUCUGACCAUUAUGCAAUGCUUUGAACGUAUCAUUCCAUAAUGUCAUACGAAGUUGUGAUGUAAAGAAGUCACCUACUUGAAGUGACGUGGAGCUCUAAUGUCGGAUCCGUCAUAAAAAGUGUGUGCAACUUCAGAUUGCCUAAUAUAAGUGUUCCGUAAAAAUUAAGCCAAACCCAGAGAGGUACAGUAAAAAGAAAAAUCAGA
Amphibalanus amphitrite is the source of this 2034-nucleotide messenger RNA. RefSeq lists its product as uncharacterized. NCBI's taxonomy places the organism in Eukaryota, Metazoa, Arthropoda, Thecostraca, Balanomorpha, Balanidae. Bases 548 to 1108 code for a protein of 186 amino acids. The transcript has 7 exons. The record is from RefSeq and is a predicted model, not a curated record.